UCCCAAAGAAGAAGAAUAUAUUUACUUGGUUCACUACAGUCAAGAUGAGUACGUUUAACAGCAUUUUGCUGAAAAUUUCAGGUGAACUUGUUGGUGAUCAAUUGGAGAAAAUUAAGUUCCUGUGUAAUAAAGAAAUAGGAAAAAAUCGUCUCGAGAAGAUGACCAGUGGCUUACAACUUUUCAUGGUCCUAAUGAAAAGAAAUACACUUGGACCUGACAACACAGUAUUUCUAGUUUCGCUUUUGACAGACAUUGGUCGCCUAGAUCUUGCGGACAAAUUUACCAUCUGUGAAAGCCAAUAUGCUGGAUUCCCGAAUUCUCUUCCCAACGAUGAGGAGCAAGCAAAACUUGACAUCGCAACAGAAAUGAUCACUAACAUUGGAAGGAAGUGGCGAACAUAUGGUCGUAAACUUGGUCUGCCAGAGGCCAAACUGGACCAUAUCGCGCAGAAGCACCCAAACAACCUGGAAGAGCAAGUGGUGGAGCUUUUGAAGGAGUGGCGGAAAAAGCAGAAAGCAGAGGCCAAAACAGACACUUUGAUUAAGGCCCUUCGCUCCUGUGAUCAGAACUGCACUGCUGAUCUGAUACAGACAGAACUUGAAAAACGUAAUGCCAAUGGUGGACAGUGAAAGUGUGACAAACAAUCUUCAUCUUUUCUUAGGCCUCUUAUGUUGUUUACUCAAUGGAUUAUUUAUUCAUUGCUUUCACAAUGAGUUUGGUGCUUUUAUACGAUUCAGUAAAUUCACCACAAUUUGUUGGCAAUAUUGGUAUGCCAGUAUACUCAUGGACCAGAAUAAUUUUAUAGAAAGUAGCCCAGUGCACUCUGGGUACAUACAUUCCUACUACAUAUUGUAAGGGAAUUUGGGAGAAACUUGAUUGGACUAUGGAUAUUAUAAAAUUGUAUAGAUAAUGUGCAUUUAAAUGUGAUAUUAAUGUAUCCACUGUUGAGAUUAGUAAACUGGUAAAAGAUUAGUAAGCUCCCUCAAGCUGGUAAAAAUACUUUUCUAAUUAUUUAAUGUUGAAGUAAACUCAAAAAUGGAUUUGUUUAUGAUUGUAGUCAUGCCAUUCCAAAUUCAACAAAACCCACAAAUGUUUAUGUUUGGGGUUACUGUGAACAUGUUCCAUAGUUGCUGUAAUACCUGUCCAAAGCAUUUACACGUAACCCAAACCGGCUGCAUGCGUGCGCUAUCGUGCAUACAUUUAUUUUGUCCCCUACACCAAACGCGAUCAUGACACGCAGGUUAAAAUAUCAAAACAAACUCUGAACCAAUGACAUUAAUUUGGGGACAGGUCGAAAAGCAUUAAACAUGUAUGGCAAUUUAGCUAGGUAGCUUGCACUUGCUAGCUAAUUUGUCCUAUUUAGCUAACUUGCUGUUGCUAGCUAAUUUGUCCUGGGAUAUAAACAUUGAGUUGUUAUUUUUCCUGAAAUGCACAAGGUCCUCUACUCCGACAAUUAAUCCACACAUAAAACAGCCAACCGAAUCGAUUCUAGUCAUCUCUCCUCCUUCCAGGCUUUUUCAUCUUUGAACUUUUAUGGUGAUUGGCAUCUAAACAUUCAUAGUAUUACCACGACGACCGGCAAAACAGUUCGCCUUUCAAUCACCCACGUGGGUAUAACCAAUGAGUAGAUGGCACGUGGGUACCUGCUUCUAUAAACCAAUGAGGAGAUGGGAGAGGCAGGACUUGCAGCGCAAUCUGCUUCAGAAAUAGAAAGGAGUUCUAUUUUAGCCCUUGGCAUCGCAGACGCUCGUUGCCGCCCGCGAGCAGUGUGGGUGCAAUAAUUGAAUAACAUGGAUUUCUAAAUGUAUUUUGCGACGCUCGUGCACGCAACGUGUCCGGUCUGGUCAGCAUAUUAGAAUACUUAUGAUGAGUAAAGCAUGUUGUAUGGACACAUAUUUGGAGAACUGUAUUGAAAUGGAAUUAUAGAUACAGAUGAAGCUUUUGAUUUCAA
Oncorhynchus nerka (sockeye salmon) is the source of this 1951-nucleotide messenger RNA. Its product is annotated as FAS-associated death domain protein-like. Lineage: Eukaryota; Metazoa; Chordata; Actinopteri; Salmoniformes; Salmonidae. The transcript is spliced from 2 exons. Gene Ontology annotation, molecular function: protein binding. The record is from RefSeq and is a predicted model, not a curated record. The coding region runs from base 45 to 629 and encodes 194 amino acids. Gene Ontology annotation, biological process: regulation of apoptotic process; signal transduction.